Helicoverpa zea (corn earworm) is the source of this 2308-nucleotide messenger RNA. RefSeq lists its product as uncharacterized. Gene Ontology annotation, cellular component: nucleus. The transcript is spliced from 2 exons. Gene Ontology annotation, molecular function: DNA binding. The record is from RefSeq and is a predicted model, not a curated record. The coding region runs from base 162 to 1793 and encodes 543 amino acids. NCBI's taxonomy places the organism in Eukaryota, Metazoa, Arthropoda, Insecta, Lepidoptera, Noctuidae.
ACCACUCAUAUCUCGUAAACGCGACGUUGCCAUUCCGUGCUACGAACAUGAUUAAACCUGUUUGUAGCCACGAUAGUUAUUCCCCAGUCGACGGCGCGCUUCCGCCGAAAACAGUCGCGCUGUGAGGUGUUUUGUGUUUUGCGCCAAAAAAAGUUGAAAGAAUGGGUCGAACAAAGAAGCUAGAAAGAAAAAUUGGGGGACAUAGUGCACAAGAUAUGCAGAAAGCUAUCCAACUUGUAAAAGAUGGUAGGAGCAUUCACAAGGCUGCGGUUGAAUGUAAUUUAAAAUAUUCUACACUCAGAAGAUAUGUGAAAAGGCACGAAUUAAAUGACGAAGCAGGAUUUGUUCCAAAUUACGAAGUGAAUGCGGUGUUCACACAUGAACAGGAAACAAUUUUAAAAAACUAUAUCAGCGAAUGCGCCCUUAUGUUCUAUGGGCUUACUGCAAAAGACACUCGGCGAUUGGCAUAUCAAGUGGGGACGGCCAAUAACCUUAAGGUUCCGCCCUCUUGGGUGAAAAACAAAAUAGCUGGAGUUGAUUGGUUGAGGUCUUUUAAAAAACGACACAGUGAGUUGAGCUUAAGAAAGCCCGAAGCAUGCAGCUUGGCACGGGCUACAGCGUUCAAUAAAUCGAAUGUAAAUCGAUUUUUUGAGAACUUAAAAAUAGCCAUGGAGCGAUAUCCAGGAUUUGGGAACGGAACUCGUCUUUACAAUCUCGACGAAACUUCAACUACAACGGUGCAACGCCCGCAAAAUGUCUUAGCACCAAAGAGAAGCAAUGUAUGUAAAGUUACAAGUGGUGAAAGGGGCGUAUUAGUAACCACGUGCUGUAUAGUUUCCGCAUCCGGCCAGGCUUUGCCUCCAGCCAUGGUUUUUCCCAGGAAAAACUUUAAAUCGCAUAUGCUUCAUGGUGCGCCUCCUGGCACACUUGGUCUAGCUGCGUCUACUGGCUGGAUGAAUGCAGAGAUAUUCGUAGAAGUUAUGCAGCAUUUUGUAAAGCACACCUGUGCAUCAAAACAAAAUCCCGCCCUGUUAAUACUUGAUAAUCACGAAAGCCAUCUUUCACUGGAAGCUCUUGACCUUGCUAAAUCUUCUGGAGUUACAAUUCUUACUGUUCCACCGCACACUACUGCAAAACUUCAGCCCUUAGACGUAGGCCUAAAUGGACCCUUUAAAACUUAUUAUAACGCCGCGGUCGAUUCGUGGCUGCUUCAAAAUCCAGGCCAAACACUUACUAUCUACCACAUAGCUAAGUGUGUAGGAGAGGCAUAUCUGAAGGCAAUGACGCCAAUAAAUAUCACCAACGCCUUUAAGAAAUGUGGGAUCUUUCCAUAUGACAAUUCCGUUUUUACAGAAGAGGAUUUUUUGCCGAGCUCAGUCACUGACAGACCAGAACCAGGCAAGGAAAAUAAUUCUACAACAGACAUAGAAGACGAAAUAAAUGAGCCAAUCUCACCUUCAAUUUUGUUAUCAAUACCAUCACAAGAAAUUGAAGAAGCCAUUGAAGUUCGAGCUUCAUCGGUGAUAACCGUUGUUAACAAUAAUCCACAACCGGAAGCGGAUGCAAACAUUAAAGACGUGCUAUCCCAACAAUUUCCAAAAGAAAUCUUGGGACCCCAAGCCUCAACUUCUAAAGAGGUAAAAUGUUUUGCAAAGUUUACUACAAAUUCGCUGAGCCUCUUGAACCAGAUAUGGCCGGGGUCACGAAGAAUGAUAUUAAAUUUAUAUUGCCUACCCCCAAAAUCGAUGGUAGUAGCCGUCGCCAAAAUACAUAUAAAUUUGCAGUUAACCUAGCACUACUGAACUUUCCAUAUUGAUUUUGUCACUCUCAGCAUUGCUUUAGUUUUUUGUUGAUUAUUUUCUUUAAGAAUUGCUUUAGUUUUUUGUUGAUUAUUUUCUUUAAGAAUUGCUUUAGUUUUUUGUUGAUUAUUUUCUUUAAGAAUUGCUUUAGUUUUUUGUUGAUUAUUUUCUUUAAGAAUUGCUUUAGUUUUUUGUUGAUUAUUUUCUUUAAGAAUAAAAAGUUUUAUAUUGAUUAAAAUAAUUGAAGACUGUUUAAAAUUAAGUUUAUUUUACGAUGGAUCUCAUAGAGUAAGUUUUAUAAUAAUUAUUAAAACUUGCUCAAGUCUAAAAAACUCGUUGAUUGUUAAAGUUUAUUUGAUAUUGUUAUAAAUAAAACUAAUGUUGACUACAAAAAUCUAAAUAAGAAGAAGUAAAUAAAAAUAUGACUCUUUAUACUUUUAUAACGCCUACUUUGUAUACAUUUAUAGUAUUAGACACUUUGGUGAAUAAAGUUCAUUUCAUAUUGUCAA